UCAUGGCAGCCUUGUGACUGGCAAAGUGACAGUUGGACCCUACCAAUACUGGUCAUUUCAGAGCGGUUGAGCUUCUUAUGAGAGACUCAGUGCUUUUCUUUGCUCGUGCGAUUUGAGAGAGAUUUCGGUGCGAUUUGGAUUUUCGGAGAGUUCGAGAGCGCUUUUUUGGGAUCCCCCAACAAAAGCAUUUUUUUCUGCAGGUAUUCCAGGUGGAGGAAAGUGCUUUUAAGCAUAUUCUCCACCCCAAACAUGGAGUCUGUCUCCAAGAAGAGAAGAAGACAACAAGAAACAACUACAGAAGAAGAGAUGAAGAGGAAGAAGAUGAAACUUCUGGACAGCCAGGAAAGAACAGAAGAAAGAAGAAGCCAGGAGAGACAGCCCAUUCAAGCUGAGCGUCUACCGGAACACAUUAUUACCAACUAUGAGUUCCACUCGAUUCUUGGCCGAGGCACAUUUGGCAAGGUGUUUUUGGCUUCCAUCCCCACGAAGAAAGAACACGUGGCUGUAAAAGUCAUCAGGAAGACACCUAAGGACGAGGAGAAGAAAACGAUAGAGAAGGAGGCCAGAAUCCUGAAGGUUGCUUGCGGCAGUCCAUUCUUGUGCCGUGGCCUUGCAGCCUUUCAGACCAAAGUAAGUUACUUCCAAUGCUGCCAUACCGUUUGGUUUACUAGUUGCCUAUCCCCAAAGCUCAGCUAAAUGCCAUGAUAUGAGCAACAAAAGCCAUGUAAGAGUAUUACACAACAUACUUGUUCUUUCUGUAUCUAGUUUUGCUGAGGGACAUGCCUGUAUUACAUGCAAUAGUUUGGGGUUUCUUGUUCCUGUGUUUCACUCUCUUCCCUUUUGUCUCUGCACUCAGCAAUAUGCCUUUCUGGUCAUGGAGUAUGCGGGCGGAGGCAGCCUCAGCAAUCUGCUGGGCAUCAAGCACCAUCUGAAAAAAAGACAUGUCAUCUUUUACUCUGCAGAACUAAUUUGUGGUGUUCAGUAUCUCCAUUCUCUAGGUAUCAUCCAUCGAGAUCUUAAGCCAGACAACAUCCUGCUUACCAGCGAUGGACACAUGAAAAUCGCUGAUUUUGGCAUCGCAGCAGAAGGCGUUUUUGGCCACAAGACCAUCCGUGGGAAAACUGGAACAUGCUGGUACAUGGCCCCAGAGCUGCUAGGUAACAAGAAGUACAACGCGGCAGUAGACUGGUGGUCAUUAGGGAUAAUAGUGAGCGAAAUGGCCACAGGAAAAUCCCCUUUUCAUGACGACUACCACCAACAGGAUGUGAGAAGUUCCAUCCUCACUGAGAAGCCGGUGUUUCCUGAGGGGAUGAGCACAACAUUGCAAGAUCUCCUGCAGAAGCUCCUGAAGAAAAGACCACACAAACGUCUUGGGAUGAAUGGAAAUAUAAGGGAACACCAACUGUAUAGGAAAAUUAAUUGGGAGGACGUGGAAAGGCAAAGGAUUUCACCACCAAUUAGAUUUGAAGAUGAUCACAAUGAAUUUAUAAGUGCCGACCUACCAUUCCUGAAUGGCAACACCGCUUUGGAUUCAGAUGACUGCAUUCUCGAAUGCUUUACAUAUCUGAAUCCCAGCUGGCAGGAGUGAGCAAUUUUGUGCUGCUGCCAUUGACACCCUACGUCAACUUGUUUAGGUGGCCAUUCCUUUAACAUUUCUACCCGGUACCUGUAAGUCAUGCAUCAAAUGGACUAGCUGCUUAUAUAUCUGCCCAUGCCACCUUUUUUUAUUGUCCAGCUGUCCAUCACAAAUCUAACACCACCUACUGCCUAGUCUCCCAAAUGAAUAUUGACAUCUGUUCCAACUGCCUGGGCCACUGUCAUCUGGCCCUUACUAACACCUAUUCCACUUGUGUCUACAAUCUCCUCCUACCUGUUCCAUCUAGCAAUAUCACUGCCUGUUUCAUCAGACUCUACCUGCUCCACUUGGCUCUACAAUCACUGGCCUUACCACCACAGAUAGCACCACCUAAGUAUUUUAACAAAGUACUACUUUUGCUGUUGCAAUUUAAAAAUUUGUAAAUUUGUCCCUACUUCUGGCGAGGGGCCAUGUCCUUGGUAAGCUUACGGGAUCGGGGCAAUUUUAAGUGGUUUGCAUAAGAAUCCAUCUAAAUGGGGUGGAUCAGGUUCUCCACACUUUUUCCCCAAACCUAACUGCAUAUGGGGAGGUAGGGAAAGGGAGUCAAGUACCUAAAACUCUUCACACUUAUGCAAACCUUUAUUGUAAAAUUACCCCUUAUACCGUUGAGCACAGGGCAGGGAAUGGGUGGGCCAAGGACAUGGCCUCUCAAGUAGAAUUGGGUUUGUAAAAAGUUUUCAAAUAUUAUCACAAACAGUACAACUAUAAGUAACCCAUUGUAGAGGAAUCAAAAGGUCCUCAAGCAUUGGUUUAUUUAUAUUUAUAGAUUAAUAAUUGAUCAAAGUUCUUAGGUGCGGGUGGGUAGAUGCCUGGGCAAAUGGAGCAAGCAGAGAUGUGGGAAGUGGCAGGUAGCAGGCCAGAUGUUGAAAGCCACCAUAAUGCAGCUGGAGCUGCUGUUGUUAUUGUAUUCCUGUGCCACACCAUUUGUUGUGCUACCACCACCAAUUCAUCUGGCCAUACCACCUCCUGCUUUAUCUGGAACGGGGUCUGUUUUUACCUGAAUCAUACCACCCACUCCAUCAAUCCGCACUAACACCUGCUUUAGGUUCCUGCUUCAUGUGGGUGUAUUAACACUUGCUCUAUUGUGCCUUAUUACAAAUGCUGUUAAUAUUUACAACUACCUAUUUUUACAGCUCUACCAACAUCUAUUACAGCUGCUUUAACACUGGCUACCUAAUACUUUUGGCCAAACCAAUGCCUAUUUUAUCUCUGUAAACCACUGCCUUAGCCAUAGACAAUACAUCUAAACAGACACUGAAAUAACAUCUAUUAAACAGUGAGUAAGGAGAUCUGCCUCUUGGCUA
Molecule: messenger RNA, 2940 nt
Organism: Xenopus tropicalis (tropical clawed frog)
Lineage: Eukaryota; Metazoa; Chordata; Amphibia; Anura; Pipidae
Gene: prkcql.5
Product: protein kinase C theta type like gene 5
Exons: 8
Coding region: 707-1588 (293 amino acids)
Molecular function (GO): kinase activity; transferase activity; protein kinase activity
Source: RefSeq, a predicted model, not a curated record